Venustampulla echinocandica is the source of this 1761-nucleotide messenger RNA. RefSeq lists its product as uncharacterized. NCBI's taxonomy places the organism in Eukaryota, Fungi, Ascomycota, Leotiomycetes, Helotiales, Pleuroascaceae. Gene Ontology annotation, molecular function: protein binding; asparaginase activity. The transcript has 3 exons. The coding region runs from base 1 to 1761 and encodes 586 amino acids. The record is from RefSeq and is a predicted model, not a curated record.
AUGCCUGCACAAUACCCAGAAUCGCGCGUUCUUAUUAUCAUGACCGGUGGGACAAUUUGCAUGAAAUCGUCUCCGGAGGGGUUAAUUCCUGCCCGGGGCUUCUUGGAAGAGGGGAUGGCGCCCAGGCCAUCUUUCAACGAUGAUUCCAAACCUGGAUACCCCGAAAUAUGUGGGCAAAGCUCCAGCAACCCCCAGCCAGGUGGUCACGGGGUAGUUGUGUGGUGUAGUUCAUCAAGUAUAUUAUGGCUGUCCGUUCAAAACUCAUUGAGAGUAACCGAAUUUGGUAGUGCAGAGUUGUGCCUUUCAAUCCUCCUUAUUCCAGCUCAAGGCUAUGGAAUGUACAGGUAUAUUCCAGAUCCCCUUCCUGUAAUGCUUGAUGCCUCCACUAAGGCGUAUCUCCCCAGUCUCCGAACCCCACCAAGCACCUACUCACGGCAUGUCCGCUAUACACUCUACGAGUUCCCGGUUCUCCUUGAUUCAUCCUCUAUCUCAUCGGCCGGAUGGUCACAGAUCGCAGCGGCAAUCCAAAAUAAUUACUCCCUCUUUGACGGCUUCGUGAUUCUUCACGGCACCGACAGUUUAGCAUACACCAGCUCCGCUCUAUCCUUCAUGUUCUCCCACCUUGGAAAACCAAUCAUUCUCACCGGCUCUCAAGCAUCAAUCUUCGCGCUUCAAUCCGACGCCGUGGACAACCUCCUUGGUUCGCUCAUCAUAGCUGGCACAUUCAUGAUCUCGGAAGUAUGCCUCUUCUUCCAUCACAACCUCUACCGUGGCAACCGAACCACCAAAGUCUCCGCUUCGUCGUUUGGCGCUUUCGCCUCGCCGAACUGUGAACCCCUCGCCAAGGUCACCGCCAUGGGUGUUGAGGUCAACUGGCAUCUGAUCCGUCGCCCCAAGAGUAUUGAGCGAUUCGAUGUCCUCCGCAACCUGGACACCGCUCACGUAGCCUGCCUGCGGAUCUUCCCUGGCAUUAAGCCCGAAAUGAUCGACGCGGUUCUUCGAGUCCCCGGCCUCCGAGGGCUCAUCCUGGAGACCUUUGGUGCGGGUAAUGCUCCUAGCGGCGAAGAUGGCAGCCUCACAUCGAUCAUCGAAGCAGCCGUUGCACGAGGCAUUGUGAUUGUCAACGUGAGCCAGUGCCAGUCCGGCUCUGUGUCCCCGUUAUAUGCGCCUGCAACUGCACUUGGGAAGGCCGGUGUCGUGUUCGGACACGAUCUGACAACAGAGGCCGCACUAACUAAACUCUCCUUCUUGCUUGCGCUCCCAGAGAUGACGUAUGAGGAUAUAAUCUCUCAAAUGAUUUGCAGCAUCCGCGGGGAGAUGACGGAAAUGUCGACCACGCAGUUCUCGCACCCAUCCUCCGACGUCCCCCAAGUCACCGACCGCCAACAAGCAUUCACGGCCCUCGGAUAUGCUAUCGCGAACGGCGAGCUCGAGACGGUAGAUCAUAUGCUGACAGGCGACCAACUCGGCCUUCUUGAAGCAAAGGACUACGCUGACAAUACCGCCGUGCACCUUGCCGCUGUCGGCCCAAAUCCGAUGGUAUUGAGAGCGCUGUUGCAUAGAGGUGCCAGUGUGCAUACGAGGAAUCGAGCGAGUAACACCCCUUUGUUCUUAGCGAGGCAGGCUGGCAACGAGGAAGCCGUCAGGCUAUUAAUGGAGGUGGGCGCGCAUUUGCAUGUUGAAGAGAUCGAGAAGGGCAUUGGAACUGAGAAGAACGGUAAUGGGAAGAGGUUGACGAAAGACGAUGCUAUGAAGCCUUGA